This is a messenger RNA of Psammomys obesus (fat sand rat), 1875 nucleotides long. RefSeq names its product interleukin 23 receptor (gene Il23r). Gene Ontology annotation, cellular component: external side of plasma membrane. The transcript is spliced from 10 exons. NCBI's taxonomy places the organism in Eukaryota, Metazoa, Chordata, Mammalia, Rodentia, Muridae. The coding region runs from base 1 to 1875 and encodes 624 amino acids. The record is from RefSeq and is a predicted model, not a curated record. Gene Ontology annotation, biological process: cytokine-mediated signaling pathway. Gene Ontology annotation, molecular function: cytokine receptor activity; protein binding.
AUGAGUCAACUCACACUCCUGUUGUGUGUGGUAAUAACCCUUUACGUGUUCUUGGGAUGGUGUCAUGGAGGAAUUACAAAUAUUAACUGCUCUGGUAACAUGUGGGUGGAGCCUGGUGACAUUUUUCAGAUGGGUAUGAAUGUUUCUAUAUAUUGUCAAGAAGCCCUGAAGAACUGCCGACCAAGGAGGCUUCACUUUUAUAAAAAUGGCCUCAAAGAAAGAUUUCAUAUUACAAGGAUUAAUAGAACAACUGCCCGACUUUGGUAUAAAGGCUUUUCAGAACCUCGUGCCUCUAUGUAUUGCACUGCUGAAUGUCCUGGGCAUUUUCAAGAGACGCUCAUUUGUGGAAAAGACAUUUCCUCUGGAUAUCCACCGGAUGCGCCCAGCAAGGUGACAUGUGUCACUUACAAAUACUCGAGCAACAUGACUUGUGCCUGGGACACUGGGAAGCCCACCUACAUAGAUACCAAGUAUGUGGUGCACGUGAAGAGUUUAGAGACAGGGGAAGAGCAACAAUAUCUUGCCUCGAGCUAUGUCAACAUCUCCACUGACUCACUGCAAGGUGGCAAGAAGUACUUGGUAUGGGUCCAAGCUGUCAAUGCCCUAGGCAUGAAGGACUCCCAACAACUACAAGUCCACCUGGAUGAUAUAGUGAUACCUUCUGCAUCCAUCAUCUCCAGGGCUGAGACUGUAAAUGCUACUGUGCCCACGACCAUAAUUUCCUGGAAUAGCAACUCCAUGAUUGGGAAAGCAUUCUGUGAAAUGCGAUACAAAACAACAACAAACCACACAUGGAUGGUUAAAGAAUUCGACACCAACUUCACAUCUGUGCAGCAGUCAGAAUUCUACCUGGAGCCAAACAGCAGAUAUGUAUUUCAAGUGAGAUGUCAAGGAGUGGGUAAAAGAAUCUGGCAGCCUUGGAGCUCACCCUUUGUCCACCAAACUCCCCAGACAGUUUCCCAGGUCACAUCAAAAUCAUCCCAUGAACCUCAGAAGACUGAGAUGCUCACUGAUACAAUCUUCAAAGGACAUCUUAUUUCUGAUAAUAGUCAAGACAUUGGACUUUUGUCGGGAAUGGUCUUCUUGGUCAUCAUGUUGCUGUUUUUUUCUCUCAUUGGGAUAUUUAACAGAUCACUUCGAAUAGGAAUUAAAAGAAAAGUCUUACUGAUGAUUCCUAAGUGGCUUUAUGAAGAUAUUCCUAAUGUGGAAAAUAGUAAUGUUGCAAAACUAUUACAGGAAAAAAGCAUGUUUGAGAACAAUAAUGCCAGUGAGCAGGCCCUGUAUGUGGAUCCUGUGCUUGCAGAGAUAAGUGAAAUCUCUCUGCUGGAACACAAGCCCACAGAUUACAAAGAAGAAAGGCUCGCAGGACUCCUGGAGACAAGAGACUGUCCACACACAACGUCAUCUACUGGUUCUUCUGUUGUGUACAUUCCUGAUCUCAACACUGGAUACAAACCCCAGAUUUCGAACGUCCCCCCUGGAGGAAACCACUUCAUUAACGGAGAUAAGAGAGGCUCUGCAACCCUCGAGGCCACAGGUGACCACUCUGCCAGACUGAAAGCAUACCCCAGCUUCGCAUUUUCUGCCUCAAAUAUGACUUUACUAAGCAAAACACUAACUUUUGAUGAAUUGAAUCUAGUUUUAAAUCAAGAUGAACUCAAUCUUCUUGACAUACAAAACUCAAGACAGGAGGAAACCAGUAUGAUUUUGGGGAGCGACUCACCCAGUGAGACUGUCCCAGAGCAGACCCUGCUGUCUGAUGAAUUUGUCUCCUGUUUGGCAGUCGGGAGUGCGGACUUGCCAUGUAUUAAUUCUUACUUUCCACAGAACGUUUUGAAAAGCCACUUCAGUGGGAUUUCACUAUUGCAAAAGUAA